Messenger RNA from Acromyrmex echinatior (Panamanian leafcutter ant), 3821 nucleotides. RefSeq names its product insulin like growth factor binding protein acid labile subunit convoluted (gene conv). Gene Ontology annotation, molecular function: protein binding; ATP binding. NCBI's taxonomy places the organism in Eukaryota, Metazoa, Arthropoda, Insecta, Hymenoptera, Formicidae. The record is from RefSeq and is a predicted model, not a curated record.
GUCAGGUUACUAAUAGCAGCUUAUCAGUCGCGACCUUCGAAGAUAUGCACUAUUUUAUCAAAAUGUGAUUGUGGCGCGACUCUCCUUCUUUCUCUCGCAACGGCAAAGGUGGGAUGUCUACGAAAGGACAGCGUAUCAACUGCCAAUGAGGGAGGCCUUACUUCUGAAGCUGCCUUUCUCUUUGCCUCCGUGCCUCGGUUCAGUUUUCACGGCAGCUUCAGCCAGGAACCACAUGCAGAAUGUCUUGAAGACACACGAAGGUAUUAAAAUGUUAUCUCCACUAUUGCUGUUGAGUAUGGUUGUGUCCAUAAUGGGUGGUUACGUGCCGCCUGGACCGAGAUUCGGAUGCCCCAAAGACGCGAUUUACAUUUAUCCCUGCACUUGUCUUCGGGGUAGUGACAGAGGUUUAUACAUCCGCUGUGAGAAUACGAAUCUGGCCAGUCUCAGUAUUGCCUUCACGAAUCUGGGAAACGAGGGCAUGCCGAUCGAAGAACUGGUUUUAUAUAAAUGUAACAUAGUACGAUUCUACGGGCCCGCUCUGUAUCCAUUGGAUGUGCGAGUACUCAAGUUUAUCGAUACGCCAUUGAGAUUGAUCGAAGAGCACAGUUUUCUUGGCGUGAACCGAACUCUUCAGGAGCUUUAUGUAAUAAACAGUAAUCUGGAAAAAUUUCCUCGUGAAGCAUUACAGAUUCUCGGCAAUCUCAGUCUGUUGAACAUCACGGGGCACCGGAUAUCUGCCUUACUGGGAAAUAGUUUUGGUGAAAGCGCAGCGGCUGCGAAGUUAGAAAAAUUGGAGAUUAGUAACGGUACACUUUCUUCCUUGCCUGUGGAAGCAUUAAUGCCACUCAAGAAACUUAAAACUCUUGAUCUUCAUGGCAACAAAAUAAAAGACUUGAAGAGGAAUCAAUUCAAAGGUCUAAGAGACACCGAGUUCUUAGAUAUCUCUCACAAUUUAAUCGACAAAUUAGAUCCGUCUCAUUUGGCCGAUCUUGUCAAGAUGGGAUGGUGCAACAUAUCGCAUAAUGCUAUCGCCGAUUUGAAAAGAGGAACCUUCGCCCGGAAUUCCGUCUUGAAAGUCUUAAAUUUGAGCCACAACAAAAUCAGGAAACUUGAUUCAAACACUUUCCGUGGCAUGCGUUUUCUUAGACGAUUAUAUCUGAGCGAUAAUCAAAUCGAUGACGUGGGUCGUGGAACUUUCGGUUCCGUUACCAGAAUUGGCACCGUCGAUCUUUCCCGGAACUUCAUCAAGAAAAUCGAUUUCCAAAUGUUCAAUCAGUUACAAUUUGCUGAGUUUAUAGAUGUUUCCGAGAAUUUCGUGACAAUCGUGGAGAAAUUGGCGUUCAAAGAUAUCUAUCUGGCGAAAGUGAAUCUGUCUCACAAUGAAAUUUCAAAGAUCGAAUCAGGCGCUUUCGAGAAUUGUGCGAAUAUUACAUUAUUGGAUCUUAGCCACAACAAACUCGAGAAUAUCUCAAAGUAUUCUUUCGAUAGUGCGUCUUAUGCUAUGGAAUUACAACUUAGUUAUAAUCUAUUUACGUCUCUAAAUCAGAUUCCAAUGCAUAACAUGACGGGAUUGAAAAUCUUAAACGUUUCCCACAAUUUGAUACAUUCCGUUCCACGACAGACUUUUCCAAAGCUGUACGAACUCCACACGAUCGACAUAUCGCACAACAAUCUAUCCGAGAUUCAUAACGCCGUAUUUCGAAUAAAACCAUCGACGUUCGGACCGUUGCCGACGCUUCUAGAACUCGAUAUGAGUUACAAUCAAUUGAACGACGUUGCACGAGGUAGUCUCACUCGAUUAGCCAGUUGCAGGAGUUUAACGGUGAAAAAUAAUCGUUUGACAAAGAUUUUCCAAUUGCCAAUUUCUCUGGGUCAUUUGGACUUCUCGGAGAAUCUGUUGGAAGAGAUUCCAAGCACCGACGUGUGGCCUACGAUGAAUGCAUUGCUCUCGCUGGAUCUUUCGCGGAAUCAGCUGGGCGAUAACCUGCAAGAGGGGAGCUUUGAAAACCUGCUGACCUUGAGAAUCUUAAACCUGCAAGCGAAUAACAUAACAAAGCCGCCUUGGCAAGCACUCGGCGGUCUGAGCAGUCUGCAGUAUCUUUAUCUGCAGAAUAAUUACUUGACGAAACUGGAAAAAGCCGCCUUCGGUCGUCUGCCAAUAGUAUUUGAGCUGAACUUGGCAAACAAUAAAAUAAGUAACAUAACAAGCCGGGCAUUCGAGGGCCUGUUGCAGCUGCUAACGUUGAACUUGACGAACAACAACAUUAACUACAUACCGAAUGGCGCGUUUCAGGGUCUAGUAUCUCUACGAACACUCGAUCUAUCGCAUAAUAAAUUGGAGAAGCUGGACAAUAAGACGCAUGGAUUGCUCGAUGAUUGUCUAUCUCUGGAGAGGCUCAACCUUAGUCAUAACGAGAUAUCAUUUAUCACCCGGAAGACUCUUCCAAAUGAUCCCUGGAUCCCUUAUAGACUUAAGGAAGUCGAUUUAUCCUAUAAUACAAUGCCGGUUGUUACCUUCGAUUUCAUUGCUGGUGCUAAAAAGAUUCAGUAUUUAAAUCUUUCUCAUAACAACAUUGAUGAGAUCAGGAGAUAUGUAAUCGGGAAUUUAACGGCUUUACAGACAUUGGAUUUAUCGUAUAAUGACAUAAGUGACAUCUCCGAACAAGAUGUCUUUCUUCCACCGUUAAAUUUAACCAACUUGCAUCUGAGUAACAACCAUCUAAGCCAUGUGCCUCUCGACAAAAUUCUAUCGCUGCCGAAUCUAAAAGUUCUCAAUCUGGAAGAAAAUGAGAUUGGUGUUUUCGAUGAGAGAUUCAUGAAGAUUAUUCAGAACGGCACGGUGUUCAAAUAUUCCGGUAAUCCCAUGCAUUGUGAUUGUCAUGUGCGGCCAUUGAAGAGAUGGCUAAAAUCUCAAACGCAAUUUCCAAUGGAAUGGUCGAACGUGAUGUGUAAAAGUCCAAAUUAUCUCGCAAAUAAAUUUAUCUCGGAAGUAACCGAAGAUCUUACGAACUGCGGCGAAAGGGAUAUUCAAGAGGAGCCCGAACUCGACAUCACACCUGAUGUGAAAUAUCGAAGCAUUGAUUACAAUACCGAUGAUAAGAGUUGGAAAGCGACAUGGUACGUAACAUCGCGCGAAGAUAUCGGUGACUUCUACGUAGUGGUUCGGGAAUCCGGUAGCAGCAAAUCCAUGCUCGAAAAGGAUGUUGUCUACAGCGAAAGAUCCUUCAAAAUCAACGAUCUGAAGAGAUCAAACACCAAGUACGAGCUCUGCGUACUCGCGCGUGACUCUGAAGGGAACGUCAAGCAUUAUAGAAAUUCGCAGUGUCAGAUUUUGAAUCAGCACUCCAGCUCGACAGAUAGUCUCAGGGCGAGCCUGUAUUUCGUGAUAGUCGUUGCUUCCUUUUGCACUCUUAUGAGAUUUCGUUAAUCUGACGAAGCUAGUAUCCGUAGUACUUAGAAAAAUAUCUUACGUUUCGUGGAGAUAGUAAGAUAAACACGAAGUUAUUAUCUUUAGGUAUCGCUGAUUAAAUUUCCGAUCGUUCUGCUAUUUUAGAUUUUUAUCUAUGUCGCGUUGAAGCGCGAUAAGCGAUGUGAUUUAUUGUACAAUAAAUUAAUAAAUGUAUAUUCCUCAAGAAGGUGUCCAGUAAAGAAGCUAACGUUACUUAUCGUUAUUUUAACGUCAAAAUGACAUCUUAAAUGAUGUCAAAAUGAUGAUAAGAACUUUACCUUGUUUGCUGGGUGAUAUACUGUGUGCGUUGUACAUAGAACGUAUUGUAUUUUUCUCGGAAGUAGGGACGUUGAACGUCGUGUAUUUAUUUUUG